This is a messenger RNA of Tachysurus fulvidraco (yellow catfish), 1597 nucleotides long. RefSeq names its product creatine kinase B-type-like. The transcript has 8 exons. The coding region runs from base 181 to 1320 and encodes 379 amino acids. Gene Ontology annotation, biological process: phosphocreatine biosynthetic process. The record is from RefSeq and is a predicted model, not a curated record. Lineage: Eukaryota; Metazoa; Chordata; Actinopteri; Siluriformes; Bagridae. Gene Ontology annotation, molecular function: creatine kinase activity.
AAAUUCUCCUAGACCAAUAAAUUAACUGCAAUAGCCAAAAGGACCUGUUCUUGAACGCUAUAAAAUAAACGUUCUAUUCCAAACUCUUUUCGGAGAGCAAGAUAACUUUUUAGCUCGGCGCACACUUCGACAAUUUUGUGUCAAACGCCACAGGCCUUUGUUCUUUUUGAAGCCUCCACUAUGGGAAACACACACAACCAGAUGAAGAUGAGGUACCCGGCUGAAGCAGAGUAUCCUGAUCUGACCAAGCACAACAACCACAUGGCUAAAGCACUCACCCCUGCCAUAUAUGAGCGCCUGCGCAGCAAACAGACAUCCAGUGGCUUCACGCUGGAUGAUGUGAUUCAGACUGGAGUCGAUAAUCCAGGUCACCCCUUCAUUAUGACUGUGGGCUGUGUGGCUGGAGAUGAGGAGACCUAUAAGGUGUUUAAGAAGCUGCUAGACCCUGUAAUUGAGGACAGGCAUGGAGGAUACAAGCCCAGCGAUAAACACAAAACUGACCUAAACCCAAACAACCUCAAGGGUGGGGAUGAUCUGGAUCCUAACUAUGUGUUGAGUUCUCGUGUGCGAACUGGCAGGAGCAUCCGUGGUUUUUGCCUGCCACCACACUGCAGUCGUGGAGAGAGGAGAGAGAUUGAAAAACUCUCCAUGGAAGCUUUAGGUGCCCUGACUGGAGACCUGAAGGGGAAAUACUAUGCUCUGAAAAAUAUGACUGAAGGAGAACAGCAGCAGCUGAUUGAUGACCACUUCUUGUUUGACAAACCUGUAUCUCCCCUGCUGUUGGCCUCUGGAAUGGCCCGGGAUUGGCCUGAUGCCAGGGGAAUAUGGCACAAUGACAAGAAAACAUUCCUUGUGUGGGUGAAUGAGGAGGAUCACUUGCGUGUCAUCUCCAUGCAGAAAGGUGGCAACAUGAAGGAAGUGUUUAAUCGUUUCUGCACAGGCCUCACAAAGAUUGAGGAGCUAUUCAAGAGUAAGGGGCAUGAGUUUAUGUGGAAUGAACACCUGGGCUACAUCCUCACCUGCCCUUCUAACCUGGGUACAGGUCUGCGUGCAGGUGUGCAUGUCAAACUCCCCAACCUGAGUAGGCACAAGAAGUUUGAACAUGUGCUUAAGAGAUUACGCCUUCAAAAGCGUGGAACAGGUGGUGUGGACACUGCUGCAGUGGGUGGUGUGUUUGAUAUCUCUAAUGCUGACCGGCUGGGCUUCUCUGAGGUGGAGCUUGUUCAGAUGGUGGUAGAUGGAGUGAAGCUGCUGGUGGAGAUGGAAAAGCGACUAGAGAAAGGCAAAGCCAUUGAUGACCUAAUACCUGCCCAAAAGUAAAUUCAGCAAUCACCCAUCUACCUCACUCCUCCAGAAUGCCCAUUUCAUCCUCACUCCAAAUCAACUCCUAAAAAUAGAGAAAAAUAAAAGAAUGUAUAUUGUAUUUAAGAUGCCCUUAAUAUAGUGACAAAAGAAUUAAACACUCAGUUUAAUGUCUAUUGUCUUGUUCAAACAAAUAUUAAUGAUAGUAAUAGCCAUAAAAAAUUUACCUGUUCAUUUAUAUAAAAACAAACUUUAUAAUAUACAGAUCCUUCAAUAAAACUGUUUCUGAUUCUGA